ACUAAUUGUGCUGGAUUCCGAUACCCACUUUUUGAGACGUGGAAUCCCACCACAUCAACCACUAUUUCGUUCCCCCCAAAUUCUUGAAGGGUACAGCCGCUACCAGCCCUAGACGCCCUUAAAUUCCACUACAACGCCACCUGCGAUACAAAAUGACCAUGGCGUCUACUUCCGAUGUGCACGGUUCCUCUCCCGUUCCGACUAUGCCCCAGCCCAACGACAACGGCCGCGCGCACAUGUCUUCGCUCUCCUCAUCAUCAUCCAUCUCUGACGCAGAAACUGAACGUCGAGGUCGUUCCGAACGCCCUCGUAUGGCCAGUCGGAAACCCAGUGCCUCCAUACUAGUUCCACGGGAUCAUCCCGAGAUCGAAAUCGAAGAAGAAGAAUUUCCCCCGGACGACGCGCGCGCCAUGAGUCCCCGACGCAAUUCUGCUGAUCUGGAAAGACUCGGAAAGGAGGCUAGACAGACGUUGCAGGAACAAGCAAAGGCGCUGCAAUCUUCCCUUCAGGCACUUGCGGAACGUAUCGAAGCCGUGAAAUCAGACCAUGACAAACUUGAAAGCGAAAACAAAUUCCUACAGGACUACAUUGGUGGACUGACCCGAAACAUGACUAAGACUGAAAUGACGAGAUCAAGCACCAAGGUCAGGAAAUCGCAAAAAUAGGCGCCACGUCUAUCAACAUCCUGAUCGUUGGAGUCGAAAGAACGAUUGGGAUGUCUCCGCUUACCAAGCGAGACCGAAAGAGAAGAUGUGCGAAAUACGCCUGCGUUCGCAAUGGUUAGAUGUUUUGAGGUCUGGCAACUACGCAUGUC
This is a messenger RNA of Aspergillus alliaceus, 814 nucleotides long. RefSeq names its product short coiled-coil protein. The transcript is spliced from 2 exons. Lineage: Eukaryota; Fungi; Ascomycota; Eurotiomycetes; Eurotiales; Aspergillaceae. Bases 153 to 665 code for a protein of 170 amino acids. The record is from RefSeq and is a predicted model, not a curated record. Gene Ontology annotation, cellular component: trans-Golgi network.